AUGGAGCCCACUCUGAGUUCCAGGAAGACAAGGAAAAGGCUGAGAAGUAAUUCAUCUGAUUCUCAUAAUUUGGCUUGUUCUCUGGAUGAGACAACAGACCAGACAGUUCAGCAAGAACAAGAAAACGACUUGAUAGUGUCCAUUGAGUUUGAAGAGUCCAGUGACAGCGGUCACCAGAAUCCAAAUCUACUUGAAGUUAUACCUGAAUCUUCAGAAAGUGGUACCACCCAACCAUCCUCACUCAGCAGCGAGGAGUGGACUUUGCGUGCUGCCCCCCAAGGCACCUCUGACUGCUCAGCGGCUGCAGCGGCUGAGAACUCCGUUCCCAGUGAUGCUGCCUCAUCUGAAUUAUAUCCAUAUAAUCCUGUGAUGGAAAACAUUUCCUGUAUUAUGCCUAGUAAUGAGAUGGAACUACAAUUGGAUUUUAUAUUUACCUCUAUUUAUAUUGGUAAAAUAAAAGGAGCAUCUAAAGGUUGCGUUACAUUCACGACAAAGUAUGUUAAGAUUCCAUUUCAAGUGUCCCUCCAUGAGGUUUCAUUGCUAGUGGACACUGCGCAUUUAAAGAGGUUUGGCUUGUGGAAAAGUCAGGACGAUGACCCCACUAAGAGGAACCAUGCUAUCCUUUUCCUCUGGGUUUCUCCAGUUUAUCUUCAAGAGAUUCAGACGCAGUUAGAAAAUCCUGCAUUAAGCCAGCAAUCUAAGUCCAGUGAAUUUAUUUUCCUUGAGCUGCAUAAUCCUAUUUCACACAGAGAAGAACUGAAAUUGAAAGAUAUCAUGACGGAAAUCAGCACGACCAGUGGAGAAGUAGAGCUUGCUUAUCCGUUGUCCUGGAUUCAGGCAUUUCCAUUGUUUCAGAGCCUCUCUUCAAAAGAAAGCUCUUUUAUUCAUUAUUACUGUGCUUCAACUUUUUCUUUCCCUGCUGCCGCUGUUGAAGAAAUGAAGGUGAUAUCAGUAGCUCAGUCUGCAAAUAUAAAUGCAGCCACGCCUACUUACACCUUAAUGCAAAAGCAAAGUAGCGGUUGCUACUCACUUUCUAUUACAUCUAAUGCAGAAGAAGAAUGGCGAGAAGUCAAGCACACAGGACCCGUUCAGAAGUUGAUUGUAUACCCUCCACCACCUACCAAAGGGGGAUUAGGAGUAACUAAUGAAGACCUAGAGUGCUUAGAAGAAGGAGAGUUUCUUAAUGAUGUAAUCAUUGAUUUCUAUCUUAAGUAUCUUCUAUUGGAAAAGGCAUCCGAUGAACUUGUUGAACGAAGUCACAUUUUUAGUAGCUUUUUCUAUAAGUGCUUGACAAGAAAGGAAAAUAAUUUAACAGAAGAUAAUCCAAAUCUGUCAAUGGCGCAGAGAAGACAUAAAAGAGUAAGAACAUGGACUCGUCACAUAAACAUUUUUAAUAAGGAUUACAUCUUUGUGCCAGUAAAUGAGUCAUCUCACUGGUAUCUUGCAGUCAUUUGUUUUCCUGGGUUAGAAGAAGCUGUGUGUGAAGAUUUGUCACAAACUGUAUCCCAGCAGUCCCAGGCUGAGCAGUCCCAAGCGUUCACUAAAACCACAGAUAAUGAUACUACUUCAACACUCUCCUCGGGUGCAGACGAUUCCCAAAGUACCGAGAUGAAUGUGUCAGUACCAAAGAAAAUGUGUAAAAGGCCAUGUAUUCUCAUACUUGACUCCUUGAAAGCUGCUUCUGUACAAAAUACAGUUCAGAAUUUACGAGAGUAUUUAGAGGUAGAGUGGGAAGUGAAACGAAAAACUCAUCGUGAAUUUAGCAAAACCAACAUGGUGGACUUAUGCCCUAAAGUUCCCAAGCAAGAUAAUAGUAGUGAUUGUGGAGUAUAUUUACUGCAGUAUGUGGAAAGCUUCUUCAAGGACCCUAUUGUUAAUUUUGAACUUCCAAUUCAUUUGGAGAAGUGGUUUCCACGUCAUGUGAUCAAGACCAAACGGGAAGAUAUUCGAGAGCUCAUUUUGAGACUCCAUUUACAGCAACAGAAGGGCAGCAGUAGCUAGUUAAUCUCCGCAAAGAGAUGUUCCAGAGGAUUACUGAACAGCCACUUACCAGCAUUUGCAUUAGCCAAGUCACAAGAACAAUAACCUGUAGUUUUAUGAGUCAUUGGAUGUGAUUUAAAAUACAUACACUUUAUUAUUAGGAUUGUUGCUAUCUCAUAGAUGGGGAGGGUACUAGGGUGGCAGAGGAACUUGCUAAAUAGAAGUUAAAAUUCCGUAACUUUCUUUUCUUUCUUUUUUUUUUUUUUGAGUGAAGAUGCUUGGAUUAUGCAAUAGCAUGUAAUGUGGCAAUGGUUUUGUACAUAAUUAAACCGUGUGAUCUGUACUUUUACAUGACUGGGAGUUGAAGGGAGUUAGGGUCUUCCUGGUGUCAGCCCCAGUGCUUGUCACAUUUGUUGACAAGUCCUGAUAUUGUAAUUCUGUUCUUUGCAGCUCAAGCAUGCAGUACGAAUACUGUGUAUUUUUUAAAAGAAUUUACUAUCAAGGCUUCAGAAAUGCCAUUUACGGCAUACCUUCUGUAUAGUGUAAAAGAGGACAUUCAGGUUAGGGAGAUGGAAAAACCCUUCUUUGACAAUGCAGCUGAUCAUGUUCCUGAGCUGCCCAGUGUUCCUCUCCCCACUCCCCAGUUUCUCUCAGCAUCAUGUGGCAAUGAGGGUAUUUCCUCCUUCACUGAUGGUGAAGUUUGGAAUAGACUAAAAAACUGGAGUUUUAAAAAUGGGUUUCUUUCUGAAAUUAAAGAAACAAAGUCAAAAAAGAAAGGAAAAAAGUGUAGCUGUCCACAAUAGGUUUUUAAAAUUACAUACAU
Echinops telfairi (small Madagascar hedgehog) is the source of this 2803-nucleotide messenger RNA. Its product is annotated as sentrin-specific protease 7. The record is from RefSeq and is a predicted model, not a curated record. Bases 1 to 2001 code for a protein of 666 amino acids. Gene Ontology annotation, molecular function: SUMO-specific endopeptidase activity. Gene Ontology annotation, biological process: protein desumoylation. The transcript is spliced from 16 exons. NCBI's taxonomy places the organism in Eukaryota, Metazoa, Chordata, Mammalia, Afrosoricida, Tenrecidae. Gene Ontology annotation, cellular component: nucleus; cytoplasm.